Xyrichtys novacula (pearly razorfish) is the source of this 21944-nucleotide messenger RNA. Lineage: Eukaryota; Metazoa; Chordata; Actinopteri; Labriformes; Labridae. The record is from the annotation of a GenBank genome assembly.
AUGGGGGAGUCUCUCGAAUUAAUAGGGAAGCGUCUACUUUUGCUCCUCGACGACGGCAGGUCUGCUAACGGAUCCGAGCCGGAGCAGGCCACCUGGGCCCGAGACUGGCUCCGGGGGACGGUGCGGGCAGUCAGCGUCAUUGGCCUGGUCGCCCCGGAGGGUCGCGGAGGAGAAGCGACAGCCACAUCCAGCGCUGCUGCUGCCGCUGCUGCUGCGGGGCUGACGGUCGGUGUUUACAUACUAGUGCUACUAUACUGCGUGGCGAAACACCCACCUUAUCAAAGUAUAAAACGCGUGCUAGCUACGAGAAAUCAUGUUGACCACACUGAGUGCGUUUUUGUAUUAUUAAUACUGGUAAAUGUCUUGGCAGUGGACGUUUGCUCAGUUAUAUCUCAGCGCGCUACAAGUCGCGGGCAGUCAGGCGAAGCUAAACUCGAGGCCGGGGAUUUUCUGGCCUUUGCUUUGUUCGCGUUUAGUUCUGCAAAGAAUGACAUUCGCCUCCAUAAAUACUUGUCUUUAUCUGCAGGCAGUCGGUUGCGAGGUAUAUACGCGCCAGAGCUAACUCCACGACCAUGAUACUGUAAUAAAAGUGAAUAACAGCGUUAGCUUGUCAAUCCGCAUCGUCAGCUAACGACAGUCCUGUGAAGGGCCUAACAAGUUCAUAUGGGGGUGAAGCAGGAAUUCCUUUGACUUUUUUGUGUGGUCCAAAUUGCGAAAUGUUCAGAUUAACGCAGAAUUUGUUAAUAAAAUAAAUCCUCUAAUGAGUUAAAUUAAUCUUGCAAAGCUAUGAUUAGUCUUCAUUAUGCAGAGCUGUGAAACUGCGCCGACCUAAGAGUGAGAUUUGGACAUUUUGGGGGUGUGUUGGUUGGUGACCUACAUAUAUGUUUACGUUUCAUAGCUGGAAUUUAGGUUAUUAAGAAGGUAAAUAGUAACACAUUUAAUUGGGUAUUCAUUUAAAUAAGCAAAAACUCUUUCAAAUUACCGUGUUUGAAACAGAUUUUACAUUACUGUUACUCUUAAAUUAAAAGGUUGAGAAAAUGAUGAUAGUUGUCAACUCUGGUUGUUGAACUGAAUGCAGUUGUAUAACAAUAUCUACAACAAUGAAAUUUCAGAGCUGAAAACUUAAUUGUUUACUGCUGCUAUUUUGUUGUUCAUCAGUAUUUACAUAUUUGAUAUUGAUAAAAUGGGAGAAUGUUUUGAUAUAUAAAGCAAGAAAAUAAGAGUCAAACAGAACAAGACAUGUCGGAUGAAUACAUUUGUUAAGUAGGUUUAAAAUUCAGCCACUGAGAUUUAAAGUAUGUCAAUGGACAUGACCGAUCUGAAUCCUUGUGCCAAGGUCAAAAAAGUUUUUUUGUUGUGCAAGAGUGAAGAUGUUUAUUCUCAAAUUACUUAUAUCCUAUACUCCAGCACCCCACUGACAUUACUGAUCCGAGUCAAAGUCAAACAAAUGGUAGUUUUCUAGGAUAAGAUCAGCAUCAUGAAUAAACACCAAACAUUAUGACUUAUUUACUUACUGCUGCUAUUUUGUUAUUCAUCAGUACUUACAUGUUGAUAUCUAUAAAAUGGUAGAAUGUUUUGAUAUAUAAAGCAGGAAAAUAAAAGUCAAACAGAACAUGGCAUGUAGGACUAAUACAUCUGUUAAGUGGGUUUAAAAUUCAGCCAGUGAGAUUUAAAGUAUUCCAAUGGACAUGACAGGUCUGAACCCUUGUGCCAAGGUCAAAAAAGUUUUUUUGUUGUGCAAGAGUGAAGAUGUUUAUUCUUAAAUUACUUAUAUCCUAUACUCCAGCACCCCACUGACAUUACUGAUCCGAGUCAAAGUCAAACAAAUGCUAGUUUUCUAGGGUAACAUCAGCAUCAUGAAUAUACACUGUGUUGUUUAACCGUUUUUGUUCAAACAAAUGUACACCAAACAUUAUUGACAUUAUUAACAUCUCGUCAGCCUUAUUCGGUCCAGUACAACAGCUCAAACACAACUUCUACCCUCAGGAAGCGUUUUUGUUGACCUCCACAGACAGGUGUUUGUUAUACUUUAUGUUUGUCACUGAAGAUGUGGUGGUGUACUCGUGUGUGUUAUCUUAGAUUUUGUCCUUUUCAUCUGCUGUACACUACCAAUUCUCAUGACAGUUUCAACACUUGAAGUAUUUAUCACCAGUCUGAUCAUGUUAACAAAAACAGGUUAACAUGUUACCAACUUGAACUAAUGCAGAAGUAUAUACCAGGCUCAAUGCUACCCUUUAAUUAAUAUACAGUCUGUAACACUUCCCUACCAGCCACUGAUGCUAAUGUGACUUCUGUAAGAGGUUAAAGAUCAGUGCUUGAGUCAUGAUAUUGAAGACACUCUGUAGUUUGCAGAAAAUCAACACAGCUAAACUAAGCCAGAUCACAACUUUGUUUUGUAUAACAUUUUUAUUGAUCCCUGGUUCUGCUUAUCAAUACAUAGGUCUUUUUAAAAAUUAUUUAUGUGGGCGACUCUUGCCUUUGAUGACAGGGAGACAAGGGACGCAGGAAAUAGUUGAGGUUUGGAGUCAAAACCCUGUCUGCUGCAAGGACUAUAGUCCCUAGACAUGCGGUAUAACCCGCUAGGCUAUCUAUGUGCUUUAAUACACAAAACUUAAACAUUAAGUUUGCCAACUGUUUCAGAUUGGUAAAUCUUGUUACACGGAGUCACUACUCGGUUCCUAUUGCAACAGAAAAAUAAUUUUAAGACAUAUAACAACAUAUAAACAGUAAAACUGCUUUUCAGUGCAAGAAAAAUUAUGCACAAGUUUAUAUUCGACCAGUUAUUAAAAGAAAAAAUAAGACUGACUACUUGACUCAAUAGGUGGUCUUUCCUUAUCAAGGCAGCUUGAGCAUUUUUGGCCUGAUCGACCCUUCACAGCUUCAGAAAUUAAACCAAAAAUUGAACUAUACAGGAAAAAAAUGGGGGGGUUAAGUAUGUAUGUAAAUGAGGGAAUAUUUGUGUAAUUUCCCGAAAACCUUUCAAGGCAGAAUUUCACAGUCAAACACAAAAGCAGUCACACAAAGUUUGUCUUUAUAGAUACUCGUCCAGAUCUAGAGGUACCCUGAGUGACGCUAUCAUCUGCAUCUGUCUGGUGACGGGUUCAAAUGUCUGAACUAACACACGAGCUGAAGUCACAGUAACCGCCAGAUCUUUUAAAACCCUAACAACAAAAAGUAGAUCUCAACCAAAACAUGCAAAAAAGAGGCAAGUGAUUGAGUCUUAGUUUGUCUCCUUACUGAUGCUGUUAUUAUCAUGGAAAUCACAUCAAACGGCUGACCGCCCGCCUCCUGUAAGUGUACUGUGUUUGGUUGGCCUGCCGUUACCAGUUCAAAAUUGCUAUUGAUAGUGGAAAUACAAAUAGAAGAAAAAGCCUUGGAAGGUUUUUUUGCUUUAGGGAUAGGGGUUCUAGUUUUUAUUGAUACUGAUACCAUUAUCGGGUCCUUAUCAAUACUACUGUUAAUGGUCUCCCUUCAAGACUCGAUAGUGGACCUGAAAAGCUCAAAUGCGAUUUUUGGGUAUUGGGAUGUGCUAAAUUGGGUAUUUAAUGGGCUUGGAUAUCGACCCCCAUCACUAUUUCGCUUUCAGGUGAGAGAGACCCUUUAACUGUUAGGUCUGAGGUUCAUAUUCAUGCACCAAUGACUGGGUCAAAGAAUUUCACUGCUACACCCCCAGAAACAAGAGGAAAAAUGACUGAAUCUAACAGAAAUUCCUUGUAGCUAUAAAAAGAGUAUUUUUUUCCUAACAGUUGCACAAUUGCCAAGUGUUGUCAGGAUAAUGAGGGAACACUGUUGUUGGCUGUCUGUUACAAACACAGAAAUGCAAACCUGCUCCAAACUUGACAGAAAUUCACAGCAAAAGAUCUCUGAACUCACAGAGUGUGGAGAUAAAGCAUCUCUUCGAUGAAAGGGGACACACACAGACAAAUCAAUUUGUGCUUCAGGUGAAAGUAAGACUUGUGAGUUUCAUCUCAAUAUCACUCACUCAUCGUGCUUCGGAGCCAAAGAUAAACUGUGGCUUUAGUCAGAUUAAGUCAGAUUUGGGUUACAUGUUGGCUGAAGCAGAGAGUGAAUAGAAGAAUAUCUUCAAAUGUUAGUGGAUAAAAUCGAAAACUCUAAAGCUCUUUAGUGCGAGUGAACCAGCCUUCUGGAAAAAGGGCUUCUGUAACUAGGACUUAAAUCUGUUAGCACCUGGACGUUAAGCAGUUUGGUUUGUAUUAUCUUUUAUCUAGCUGGUAACAGUGACAAAAUGGCAUAACUUAGGUUUCGGUGGACUUCCACUGCUUUGCUUGGUGACCAUUACUUGAAAAUCCAAGCUGGUGAAAGCUUGACUCCAGUCUUUCAGAGAGAUGCUGUUAAUCAGUAACAGUCCAUGCAUUUCAAACCCUGAGGUUAAACGUGUCUGCUAUGACUCGGUAGCAUCCAGGGAACUCUCCCAGAGUCAUAACCGUUUAGUCGCUCUGUUGAACAGCCAGCUUAGCUUCAUUUUAUAAACUUGUGCUUUACAAGCAAAGGGGUAUCUUACAUGAGACACAGUUGCAGAGAUUGCAACACUAGGUUUCAUGGUAAGUCUCUUUGUUUCUGUUUUAGCUCAGGGUUGCUUAAUUCGCCAUUCUUGUGACUCAGAGUUGAGCAAAACACUGAACCAGCAACUUUGAGCAAAAGUAGCUAUGUCCUAAAACAGCACUUAGGGUUGUUCUGAGUGUCAUCGGGUAAUUUCAGCUACCACCGAUAAGAAAACCCCCCAAAAAUAACAGACACUAGACCAUAUCUUUCCAGAUAUACAUGCAAACAGAAAACCAAAGAAACUUUUUGGUAUUCUCUUGGGGCAAACAGCUUGUGGCAGAAGUUGAAAGAUGGUCUUUUGUUGUUGGACUUCAUUUGCUUUCUUUUGACUGUGUUUGACUAAAUAAAAGGACUGAGCUCUUGAGUUUCCUGCACUUUUUCCACGUAAUGCUACACUCUAUUUCUACACACCCCAGCCCCUGAUUUGAGCCCGUGUGUCUUUCAGUGUCCAGCAGAGAAGUGUAACAGGUUUGAUGGUGUGUAUCUGUUUAUGUCUCGUUGGGUAUUUGUUAAAGAAAGCAGUUGUGCUCUUUGUAAUUAUGCUUUUUAUUAAAACAGUUCACUAGCUGAGACAUCAGACUAAAACUUGACGAUCCAAAUUGAUUUGAGCCUCUGUAGCAUGUGCACAUCAUCUUCAAAGUCACUUUAGAUAAAACCACAUGUGCAAAGGGAGUCUGUAAACUACUUGAGUUAGCCAGGAUCUGACUGUAUGUUACAACAACAGUGAUCUUACCACAGGAUUAUAAGUUAUUAAAUCAGUGCCAUGAAUAUUCAGGGUUUGGUGUCUGUAGACCAUUAAAGCCAGGAAAAUUGUGAUUGACAGACAUUUUCCCUCUGAUCCCUCCCAUCUCUUGUUCAGCCCUCGCUCUGACUGAGACACUACCAUUAAGUGUGGUGAUUUGCAUUAACUAUGCACACCACAAAUGAUGACAUGCUGAGACUCUUCACUUAGUCGUUGCACUGAGAAACUCCCUGAUCCAUGUGUCAGUUUUCACAGUCAGAUGUUACAGGCAGGGCUGAACAGCAUGACCUAAAAAUAAAGUAUCCAUUUUUUAACUCCACACUUGAUUUACGUCUUUUCACCAUUUGUCGCUGCGUCCGUUAUCUACCGUUUUGCAGCUGUCUUCAGGCUGCCACUGGGUUGUGCAAGUUGCUCCACACUUCUUCCUCUCAACUGCAAGCCUCUGUUGGAAUCUUUGAAAACACAGCCUCCUCUUUUAUUGUUGACACUGAGGUUUGACAAAAUUUCAUGGAGACAGUGGUUUGUUUGAGUUUGGACUGAGAAGCCCUUCAAGAAACCAACUUGGCAUUAACACACAGUGCCACAGUGACUUAUUACCUGUAUUUGGGGAGAACUCAAGUCUUACUGUAAACUGUGAAAGCUAAGAGAGGCAGUGCCCUACCUGAGUUACCUUAAUAAAAGUGAAAUAGGAUUUAGAAAAUCUUCCUCGAUCUUCCUUGAAAAAUACUUUUUCGUCAAGCUCAACUUCGGUUACAGAUGAAGCUACAGCUGUUUUUAUUCUGAAACAGUCCUCAUAUUCAUGUCCUGUCUCUCUUUGUUUUCCCAACUUUAGGUAUAUGUGGAGUUUGAGAACGCUUCGCAGCGCUGUUCUUGGGUGCGGGUGUAUGAUGACGGGGUGAAAGCUGUACUGGUGGAAGAGUCUAUUGUUUGGGCCAAUCGAAGUGAUAGUACUGGAACUGCUGAAACCACAACACCAACCACAGCCUGGCCUGCACUGGUGAGUUUGAAUCAGGACAAAGUGGAGCUCUGAAACUAUAUUAGAUAAAUGGGAAAAGAUUCUCAGCACAUGGAUAUGACCCACAGCUGGAUAUUAGGCCAAAACCAACUUACAAUGGUUGUGUUCAAGAGCUGAAACAUCUAGUGUGAGCAUCACUAAUUUAAAAGCAUCACCACACUUCUGACAGUGAUAACCGUUUAAAUUCCCCGUCCCUGAAAAUGGUGCUGCUUGGGCAAGUAGAGGACAACAAAAACAAAACCAAAGUGUCAAAUUACUCAAUCUGGGUUUCUUUUUUCCUUUUAAUAGUGACAGAGGUCAGAUAUGACCCCAUGUAAGAUUUAGUUCAUCUUAAAUAUUCAAUUGAAACAAGAAUUUUCUUCUUCUCUUUUGUAUUUGCUGUGGAUCAGGACCUGGGGUGGGCUUUAGUGUCUGUCUUAUUUGUACCCACCACAGAUGACUUUUUGGACUUGAUUAUAAUCCAUCCUUUGUUAGAAGUCGGGAUGUGCAACAGGUACUCCUGAUCAAUAGCUAUGUCAUAUUUACACACCAACACUGACUGGGACUUGUGUAACUGCAAACUCAUGAACCAACCCUUUGAAGAAGAUUCAUAACACUGGAUUCCCAUGGGAUAGACAAAAGAGUGAAACUCGUGCAGCUGGUGACAAACAUUUAUGAGUGAAAGGAACAGUUAAAUACAGCAGCUACUUCAGAAACCAAGUGAAGUGAAUAGACUGAUAUAGACUGAUUUCAUCAUUAUUAUUAUUAUUAUACUUUACAUGAGAGGUGUUCUUUGCUAAUUCAAAUCAAUGUCAACUUUUGAGUUUAGCAACAAAUCAUGACUGAGUGUCCUUCAAGUCUUAUUCCAGUCAACAUUGUUGGUUAAUGUCAAUUCUACUUGGCUCAAGUGGGCAGAAUUGCACACACAGAUGAAAAUAUUUUCUAAUCUAGAUGGUCAUUUUUUUCUUCCUUAAGGACUUUAAUUUUCUCACAGCAUCAUUAGUUUGGUUGUUGUAGUCGUUGACUUAAAAAGUAGUAUUAAAAAAAAACAUGAAAAUGAAUAGUGGUAAAAUCACGAUUAGUUUUACCGGAAAAAAAAGGUUUUAGAGGAGGACAUUUUGGCCAACCCUGUCUGAAGUCUGCUAGUUAUUCUGGUGUUGGAAGGAAAACCUGGUCAAGAGACACUUUCAGUUUGACGGCUACAAAAGGCUCAGAGUUUCAUGAAAGUACUUACUUACUUUUUCUAAAAAAUCGUUGCAGUCCUGAUGUGUAAAAUAAUCAUUUUCUUGUUAUUACUUUCUUCUUUAAUUACAGUAUGAAAUAGUGUUGUCUUUUUCUCCUGCAGGUCUUCCGCUCCCUCGUGGACAGAGUGGGUUUAGGGUCUCUAGUUGCUGUGGAGUAUUUUGGAAACAAGAACUUUGAGUUCCUGCCUGAUAAUAAGACUGUCCAGAGGUUUGAGGUGAGUGCAUUUGUUUUACAUGGUUUGUUAAAGACGGUUCUGUUAAUCCUCUUAAGUGCCAUUGAAUGGAUGUAUUAAUUUUUAGAGAUCCCCCUCUUACCUUCAAGGGACACAUUUUUUAUGAUAUUUAAGCACCAAAAUCAUUAUUUUGUUACUGCAUCUUAAAGUAGACACAUUAAUGUGGUCUGUUUUGUGUAGCCAUAAAUGGGACCCCUUAGAUUUUUAUUUUUAUGAAAAAAAUCUAAUUAUUUUUAGAUCAAAUUUGUUAUUGUGAUAUUACACUAAUAGUUAAAUAACAUACUUGAACUUGAGUUCUAUUUUGUUUUGUUGAAGCACCGCCACUCUUCAGGAACUGUUUGGUUUGUGUCCUCUCUUAGGUUGAUAAAGACAUAGGACAUCCUUUGUUGUUGGAGCAGCCCUCCCUACACUCUGCCAUCUCCAGCUGGCACACUGAUUUUGAACUGCAGGAGAUCUUCAGGAAGGGUAAGACUCACAUUUGAUGAGGUUAAAUGUGUUUACUUUACUGACCCUGUGUGUCCUCUGGGUAUUUUAAGUUCUCCAUCUCGUUGAAUGGAAGCUUUGAAAGCAUGGUGUGGAUCACUAUCAGCAGUGACUGAAAAUCUAUUUGUUUCUGAUACACAUUAUCCUGUUCUAGGCUGAUCUGAUUAUCAGCUUCAGGAAUUAUAUUCAUCAACUCUGCACAAGCAGCAUGCGACAAUGAGAAACUGUUCAUGUCGUUUUAUAGCGGUUUUUGUUGUGAUAUGAAAGAGUAACUUCAUAAAUAUUACAUCGACUAGCUUUCUGAGCCAAAUGCCUGUUGCCACCUGAUUUACAAUCUUAGUCUAACAACAACCAAGACAAGUUGAAUGUGGGUAGCACCAAAAUAAGAAUACAAAGAUGUAAAGGGUUGUACUGUAGAGUACACUGAGCACAAAGUUAAAACUCUCCUUACAGAAAAGUAGUGAUGUUUAGUGUUAAGCCUUAAUUUAGCACUAAAUUUGAAAUAUGUUGAUUCAACACCAAUAGAAAUAACAGUUCAGUGAUAAAGGUAAACAAGCAAGAGGAGGCCUGUUAAAGCUACAGCAUCUAUAUAAUUUGCUAUUGUUCGGUUCAUUCAGGUUUAAAUCAUACUAGAAAGCCACCCAUGAUCAAGCUCCAGUGUAUAUUUCUGAGCUGCUCCAUCCUGACAUCACUAGUAGAUCCCGCAGGUCUUCUGACCCAGGUCUACUUGCUCUUCCCUCGUGCCAGACUUAAAAACAAAAGGAGGUUGUACCUUUUAAACUUGUGGCUCCAACUCUUAACUGUCUGCCUAUUUAAUUACGCUGCGCUGUCUCCUCUGAUUUUGGCCAUCUGCUGUGAUUGUUUCCUGGUGGUAUUAUAUUUGUUACCGUUUUUAUUUUGGUUUGUUUUUAUUCUUCUCUUUAUUGUUGUUAUUCUUAUUAUUGUGAUAUUUUGUGAAGCACUCUGUGACUUUGCUCUGUGAAAGGUGUGAAAUUAAACAAACUUUACCGACCUACUAAGUACAACAACAACUUUUAAGCAAAAUUAAAAAUCAAUAGUGGCACCAACUCAGAGAUAUUUUAUUAGAAUAUUAAAACAGGUUCAAAGUUAGAAUAGUGAACAGCACAGCAUUUGACAAUAUUCAUAAUAUGUCACUUAUUCUUACCUCAACUUGAAAACUUCCCACAAACAAAAAGCAGCCUGAUGUAACAGGUACCACAAUGAAACUAGGCUGAGAUUUGUAGACUAUGCCAGUGAUUGGUGAAGUUUCUCUCACAAAACAAAGUUAAUCUUUCUCACUUUGAAUAAGAAAUGUCUAAUCUACCAUCUGUUUUGAACCCCUGGUGUGUACCUUCUAGGAUGUGACUCUAUCCUUCUCUCUGUUCCUCAGGUUCUUACACUGUUCAAGGACGCAGGGUUCGCGUGUACCAGCCGGAGUUUGAGGAGUGCUGGGCUUCAGGACUGGUCUCUCAGCACGACCCCAUCUCACACAUCAUGGAGAUUACACUAGAUAAGGUAAAGUCUAUUUCUGUUGAAAGAGGGAUUGGGAUACAAAAGAGGACUAGAUGUUGUAUUUCAAAUUGUGGAAAAGUCCAAAACAAAAGGAUUGAUGGUAUGUCAGUGAUAUAAUUGUUUGUGAGUAGGCCUGUCGCGAUAAUCAAUUAAUCGCCUUAUCGCUCGGUAAAUAAAAACAAGGUCGAUAACUUUGCCAGCCUUGAUAAUUGACGUGCGUUUGUUUUCCUCCUCUCUCGCUACCAAACACGCUGGAUGAGAGAAGAGGUCUCACUCUGCGCAUUGUUCUCGGCACCUGGGGGCGUUGGCUCUAUAGCGAAAUGAACGGAGUUAGUGAACCCUCCUGUCAGUCAUUCAGUAUCUUUGUCACGGGGGGCGCGCGCACAGGCACACAGACACAGACUUUUGGAUACAGUGCUGCAAGUGAGCGUCGUGAGUGAAAAGCAAGCUAACAGAAUGAACACGACAGCUAUGGUGUCUGAACCGAACGCAACAGCCCAAGUGUGGGAAUAUUUCGGCUUUAAACCAGUUUUGUUUUCGUCAACCACAAAACUCCACGUGUGUGUGCGUGCGCGUGCGCGUGUGUCUGUGUGUUGGAGGAGCACAGCAGGCUGAGAGCUGUCAGAGCGGACUGAAGCUGCACCUAUAUGUUUAGCGUUUAAAUGACUGAGUUUUGCAACUCUGUUCGUCAUUUUCGUCUCGUCCCAUCAUGUAAACGCACUUUCGUCUCGUCACAUUUUAGUCAUCUCCGACUUAUGUUUAGCUCGUCAACGUUACGUCUUCGUCGUGGGUGAAAUUAAAGUUAAUCACUUUUGACAGGGUGUACUCGCAUUAUUAUGCCAUUUAAUAUCAUUAUCUAUAAUUUAAAAAACGGUGUCAAUAAUAUCGUUUAUCGCAAUAAUUUGUAGCACAAUUAUCGUCCAGCAAAAUUUGUUAUCGUGACAGGCCUAUUUGUGAGCAUUAUUGUUACCCUACUGUUGGUGUUACUUCAGCGCAGGUUUUCAUUGAUUAGAGUUAAAGGAGCAUUUCGCAGUGUUUUUAUGGAUAAUGUUCAAAUUUUACAGGCAUUGUCUAAGAAGGGAGCUCUGUUACAAACGUUUCCUAAAAUAAAAAUGUUAUUUUAGUCGUUUUGGUUAUGUUGUAAAUGUGGCUGUUAUAGACAUUUUCAAUGCAAAAGGAAUAAAGAAAACAAAGGGUGAAGAAAUAAAAAUGCUUUUCAGUCCAAAUCCAGAGUAUAUAAUUACAUAAUUAAAAUCAGUUUUUACAUUUUAAGUCUCUUGAAGGUUUUUUUGUUGCAGUGUCCCUUUAAUUAGGAUGUUUAUUUGUCGAUGCAGGGAGAAGGACAACAGAUGGUCGACCCUCGUGUGAUACAUGUCAUGCUCACGGAGGAGGAGGUAUAUAGAAAAUCUUAUUGUAGUUGGUUAAACAUCUUGUUUUUUCUACUGAAUUGGUUUUAUCAGCUUUAUUGAUAAAAACAUUUCCUACUUUUCCCUCGUAACAGCUCGGUAAGAAUGGACGGCGAAGGAAGGACAGUGAAACAAUGAAGGGUGACGGCGGACGCAGGCGUAGGACUGCCUCUGAAGGUGAGGAUGACUUGAACUUAAAACGCUUCAAAGGAGCAGGAGAUGUCGGAGCAGAAGGGGAAAACUGUGGUGAAUCCACCAAAACUCCAGCAGAAGGAAUGGGCGUCUGGGGUGGAGACUUGGGCGAAAGAGUCAGCAGCACAACCAAAAACGGAAGCUCUUCAGACGGAACUUUUCCUCAGGGCAGAGUGUCAUCCCCCAACACCAAUACUCCACUCCAGAUGGACCAAUCAAACGCCACUCCUCCCCGAUACCCUGCCCAUGUCAAAGAAAAUGGUCGUACAAUCGCCACACAAGGGCCAGCGGACUCCACCACAACUGUUUCCCACACCCCUACCCCCCCUCCCCUCAAACCAGCCCCCUCUCCUUUCUCCACCACAUCUUUCCCCUCGCUAGGCCAGAUGCCAAGCCUGGUCCCUGGAGCACCAGCCCCCAAGGCCUCCCCAUCCCCCCAGCCAGACCGAGAGGAGGCCUCCCAGUCGGCCUUCUCUAAAACAGCUGCUCUUGUUUCCCCGGGGCCUGUCACCAUUACUUGGUCACAUGACAGCGGCCCCAGUGUGGCACUUUCUGCUUCUGUGGGGUUUAGUCCUAAAGCUCCCACCUGGGGUAGCCAAACUGAGGUAAGUCCAUCAAAAUGAAAGGUGCCAUUUAUGAAUACUGUCCAUCUUUAAAUCAUUUCAGUCUCAGUUCAUAAUUUGACAUCAUUUUGUUUCUCAGGGCCCCAAAAUGACUCCAGCUUUUCGUUUGCCCCAACCCACUGCUCCUGUUUUCGGAGAAGUUACCUCUCAGACAAAUGGAGCUCCCACUACUUCUGCAACCUCCCAAGACACUCCCAGAUCCUUUGGCUUCGGCUUUAGCGGGGCAAAGAACAAGACUCAAUCUCCACAAGACCAAAACUUGUUUUUUCAGUGUAUGACCCAGAAUUCUAGCUCCGGCCCAAGCCUAGCUGCUGGUCAGACCCAGUCCAAGGACACCAAUUACUUCACUGCAGUGUCUGAGAGCCUGAACAAGGAACCUCCGAGCCUUUUCAAACCCGCAGCCUCCAAUGAAGCUCUGAAGAAGCCUGAGCAGCCCAAAGUGCCUGAGACCCAUCCGACAGGAAAUGGUGUGCUCAACAAGCCCACAUCGGCCUUCCAGGGCAUUGGAGGCUCUGCAGCUGGAAGAGGCUCUGGUCUGAGUAUUGGUGGUCUAGCUACAGCUGCUGGAGCUCAGAGUACAUCGAAGAAGAGCAGUAAUGAUGGCACCGCUGCGGGGAGCUUAAGCUUGCAGUCUGGUUUUAGUACUUCAGAUAGCCACCAGAAUCUUUUUCUGCAGGCUUCCAAAGAACCAAAUCCAUUUCUAGCAUAUGGAGACAAAACCUCCCACACCCCCUUUGCUGGACUCAGUGGUGCUGAACCUCAGACUCUUGGUUCUGCCUCAGACAGCAAACCAAACCUUUUCACCAUGGCAGAACCACCGAAAGGGAUUCUGUCUUCCCCUUUCUCAGCACUCGCAACUGCUGCCACCCCCAGUUCCUCUUCUCCAGCACCAGCCUCAUUACAGAGAGCACAGACUGAAGGGACUGUGACAAAGCAGGAGCAGGAAGUUGGGGAGAUGCCUUCAUCCACCUCAGGCUGCCCCAUGUUUGGAAGCACUGGCUCAGGAGCAAUGGAGGACCUUCCUGUGUCUUUCGACCAGAGUCAGUCACAGAAGUUUUCCCUUGAGGAGAGAGGUCAGUCAUCCAAACGCGACUCUGACUCCAGCAGCAACAGCGAUCUGUCAGACCUGAGCGAGAAUGAGGAGGACCCAGAGAAGGGCCCAGUCCCAGGAGGACCACCACACCCUGCAAAGGAUGCAGCCAUGCUGCAGAAAGCUAAAGUCCAGGGGGCUCCCAAGAGUCGUCCACGUAACAAGCCUUUUAAAGGUGAGUCUUGUUAACUGUUGAGAGGUGAAAAAAUCGUUAGUAGAGUCAAACAAAAUCACAGUACUGACCCUAAGUUGUCUUCUCCAGUGGGCCAGUCUGUUCUCAAAGACCAGAGCAAAGUGCGUCGCUUGAAGCAGUCUGGUGAGUCCUUUCUCCAGGACGGCUCCUGCAUCAAUGUGGCACCUCACCUGCAUAAGUGCCGCGAGUGUCGCCUGGAGCGUUACCGGAAAUAUCGGACUGCAGAUGAUGACAGCGAUGAUGAAGACGAUCCUAAUGUGGCCUGUCGUUUUUUCCACUUCAGAAGGUGCACAUCUCUCUGCUGCUGUGGCUUUGUGUCCUUCAGUGCAAAAAAAAAGAGAAUUACAAAAAAGUAAUCUGUCAUUGAAUUGACUUUUUUUUCACCUGCGACCAGGUUGGCGUUCACUCGUAAGGGUGUGCUGCGUGUGGAAGGCUUCCUGAGCCCUCAGCAGAGCGAUGCCAUGGCCAUGGGUCUGUGGCUGCCUGCACCAGCUGUCCAAGAGGGCCUGGACCUUGAUACAUCCAAGUACAUCCUGGCCAAUGUAGGGGACCAGUUCUGUCAGUUGGUCAUGUCUGAGAAGGAGGCGAUGAUGAUGGUGGAGCCGCACCGUGAGUCUGAAUACCCUUUCCUGACCUCAUCAGAGCAGCAUUGUCUCUCUGCAUGUAACUCAUCAGAAAGUUCUACUGUGUAUGUAAGCUUUUAUUUUGUUUUUGCUCUGCUCUCCAGAGAAAGUGGCUUGGAAACGCGCUGUGCGAGGCGUCAGAGAAAUGUGUGAUGUGUGUGAGACCACUCUGUUUAACAUCCACUGGGUGUGUCGCAAGUGUGGCUUCGGAGUAUGUCUGGACUGCUAUCGGCUUCGCAGGAACAGGCCAAGAGAGGGUGAGUCAGUGGUGUGACAAAGAGGACUUUAGCACCAGGUGAACAAGUUCAUUGUAGUUUUAUUGUCAUAGCUGUUCUUCUGUCUUUAAUGUCAUUUUUGGGUAGAAAAGUAAAGGCUGUAAAAAUAAUGUUAACAAAGACAAAUUGUAGGGGUUUUUACACGGUUGUGGAACAUUAAAACCACGAAAAACAACAAUCUGUGAAGAAAAAUCAAAGAUAAUGCAGCAGUAGUUUUAUUGAUGUUAGCGCCAGUUUACCUGCAACUUGUUUAUUUUGUUUUACGGGGGUUUAAAUGAAGGAGGUCUGUUGACUUAGAGUUUCUGUGUCACCUCUUACAAAUCAUGGGUGCGAUGAACAUUAAAGCGGCCAUGACUAGAUCAGCUUAAGUUACGUUGUCGGUACGCUGAAAGAGAUUUAGGAGGAAAAUGUGUAAUAAACUACUUGGACACCCAUAUUCUUAAGUUUUCUCCUUUGAGGUUACCUACAAACAGGUAUAAUUGUUUAUGUAUAACACAGGUUUAUAUGCUCUUUUUCUUAGAUGUGGAUGAAGGUCCAGAAGACGAGGUUUUCGCCUGGUUAAAGUGUGCCAAAGGCCAACCUCACGAGCCACAGAACCUCAUGCCCACACAGAUUAUACCAGGAACAGGUAACGUAUUUUUUUAAGUUAAUUCAACUGUAAAUCUGUCCUACCUCACAUGCUUUUCUUAUGAAAUAUGAUAAGUAUUGGUCCUGAUUUUAUUGCCUUUCUCUUUUAGCUCUUUACAACAUAGGUGAUAUGGUGCACUCAGCAAGAGGCAAGUGGGGAAUCAAAGCAAAUUGUCCCUGUGCAAGUCGACACACCAAGCCACUAGUGCGCCCCAGUGCCCCUAAUGGCAUUUCACAGGUACUGUCUUUCUUUUUAGCUUCUCUGCAUUUUGGAAAAGUGUUUAACUUGCAGACUCUCAUGUGUGGUUGUGCUUGUCUCAGCAGUCUACGACAAGCAGUGGUAGCAUCCUCGCAGCUGCAGCCCCUGGGAUUGGCACAACUCCAAAAUCAGAGGGAGAAACGUCAGUGAUCAAAACAGAAACAACGCAAACGGCGGCUCCAUCAGACAGCGGGGGAGGGGAAAGUGUAGGCAGCACUAGUAAUUCCACCAGUGGUACAUCCUCCCCCUGUAACCUCCCCCAGUCCUCUGCAAAGGAGUCACGCCCAUCAGGAGAGGGCAACAGCUCCGCUCUGCAUUGGCUGGCAGAUCUGGCCACACAGAAAGCCAAGGAUGACACCAAGGGUAAGAAGACAGAACAACAUCCUUAAUCUGUGUCAUCUGUGUGGAGUUAAAAAGUACAAAUCUUUUUUGAAGAUGAUAACACGUCGCGUCUCUUUUAAUCAUCUUCCACUAGAAUCUGGUUCACUCCGCGCCAUGAUGAGCCGGGACAGCCGGCCCCCCUUUGGCCUAGACUCACUCAGCGCUCUGUCAAAGCCCUCUGCUUCCAGCCCUAAGCUUUUUAACAGCCUUUUACUGGGAUCCAGCAUGGCCCAGUCUAAACCUGAGGGAUCCAGUCUUCGGGACCUGCUCAACUCUGGACCAGGAAAACUCCCUCAGGGUCCAGGAGAGAGCGGGGUGCCAUUCCCCUCUGUCUUUACCUCAGCAGGUGUAAGUGUAAAGCUUUUGUUGGUCCUCCUAACUUCAGAGAGUGUUUAAACAGACUAGUUUACUGGACUUUUCCUUCACUCAGUGCCUUUACACGCACAGUUAAGUCGUUAAAGCUCGAUUAGGUAAUUUAACUAGACUACCAUCCUUGUCCCAGUUUAUAAGCACCAGCAAAGAAUCAUAAUAUUAACAGAAGCAUGUCAGUAGGUGGCAAAAUGCUCCCUUUCAGCCCGCCACUAUUGUAUCAUCUCCCAGUUGACCUGCUACCGACCUCUCAUACCAAAAUGACCGACAAAUGCAAGUGACUGAUUUACCUCUAAUUUCCAAUUUUAAAUAACACAAAAAAUGAUCCAGUUAAGUCUAUUACUAUAUCCUUGAUUCAAAUAUAGUGACUCAACAGAAUAAAAUAAAAUAAAAAAAACAACAUUGAAAUGGUAACACAAUGACAACAGGAAAGAACUGAGUUGAUUAUGAGUUGUAUUAAUGCCAUUAGCCAGUGCAAUAAUGAGUAAAAAGAUGGAUUUAAAAUUACUGACUCAGUAAAAUUCUCUGAGACGCUCUGCUUUGAAAAAAAAAAACAAAAAACAGUUGAUUGAAGUUAGCAGGGCUUGACACUGUUGUUUUUCGCAAGGAGCACUUGUGCUCCUAAGUUAAAAAAGUAAGGAUCACACAAAGAACUUUAGAGGCACAAUGAAAAUUUAUCAAAUAAUGUCUUAUCGUCCGACUUAAGUACUAAUAUUUGAAAUCAAUUCUAGGUCAGUUGGUCACAUGACAUGAAAGCUAUUAAAGAAAAACUGCCUUUUUUGAGAACAUUGAUCGGUAAUUUAUUGAUGGUCCCUUAUUCAACACCUGACGUUGACAGUGAGGGUGCCGAGUAGAUUUAACCGCGCUGCUGUUGGUAUUCCCGGUUCUGGAGAGUGAGAAGACACAAGUAGAUCCGCAGUGAAUGUCUGUCAGAAAUCCAACCUAAAACUAACUUCACCGUCGUAUUUACGUGAAAAAACAUUUGCUGACUUUUUUUUUAUACGCACAUGCACCCCUAAAUACAUUUUACACUUCGCGCACAUCUAUUUUUUGUUGCAAAUGUGAGUGUAAUGGUCGCACUGUCAAACUCUGGUUAGAUGAUUAAUAUUUUCUCUUUGGUCGGUCAGAGCGACAAGCUUAAGAGCAGCCUUCCCAACUUCCUGGAUCACAUCAUUGCCUCGGUUGUUGAGACCAAGAAGGCAGAAGGCCGUCGGACCGGGGUCUCUGAGGGCGGGGAGCUCGGAGCGUUGGGGGGCCGUAAAGACGGCGUAAUGGGCCUUAGCGUUCUGGAGCCACACACCUCCCAUUCUUGGCUCUGUGAUGGACGACUCCUCUGCCUUCAGGAUCCCAGCAACAGCAACAACUGGAAGAUCUUCAGAGAGUGCUGGAAGCAGGGACAAGUAAGAACUUCAACCUGAACGACAAAAAUCAAAAAGCACUCAAUGCUCAAAGGGUUGUAACUUCACCGCUCCAGCUUGUGUUGGCUUCUUAAUCAUCUUAUCUUUGUUCCUUUGCAUCUAGCCUGUGUUGGUGUCUGGGAUACAUAAACGUCUGAAAGGGGAACUAUGGCAUCCAGAUGCCUUCAGUAAAGAGUUUGGAGACCAGGAUGUCGACCUGGUCAAUUGUAGAAACUGUGCUAUCAUCUCAGACGUGAAGGUGCGGGACUUCUGGGAUGGCUUCCAGGUCAUCUCAAGUAAGUGCCCCAACUUCUUCUUCCUCUUGUAGUCUUUUCACAUCAUUUCAUUGACUGAUGUGUAAGUCAUUGUGUUAUUUUAGCUCCUGUUUUUCUUGGAUGUAAAUGGAAGUUGUUGUCUUUUUCAUGUGAAUACAGAGCGACUGCAAGAUAGUGAAGGCCAACCUAUGGUGUUGAAAUUAAAGGACUGGCCUCCAGGCGAAGAUUUUAGGGACAUGAUGCCUACAAGGUGAGGAACACAGAGAGAUGCUUCUUACUUACCAACCCAUAAACCCCUUUAUCUAAAGAUAAGGUUGAGUUCACACAUAAAUAACAAAGUUUGCUGUUUUGUGUAUCAUUUUUAAUAUUACUUACUCAUGUUUUCUUUAAUUCCCUCAUCCUCAAGAUAUCGGGCACAAAUAGAAUCUGUUAAAUUUGUUAAAAAUUUUCACAUUUUCUCACAAACUAUGUAAGGUCAAUUUUCACUGAACGGUUGAGGUUGCUGUUUUGUAAACAGUUUCUGGACCAGUCACCUCUACCGCUUAAUUACCUGUUCAUAUAAGACACACUUGCCAGCCCCGCUGCUGCCUCUCUUCAAUGUUGUCUUUCAUUGUUCCCAGGUUUGAGGAUCUGAUGGAGAACCUCCCCUUACCCGAGUACACAAAAAGAGAUGGUCGUCUUAAUCUUGCUGCCCGCCUGCCUAAUUUUUUUGUGCGUCCUGAUCUGGGACCUAAGAUGUACAACGCCUAUGGUGAGGAGAGUCUGUCCAGAUGUGACAGAAACUUGACUCUUCUUAAUCAGUGUUGCCUGAUGUUUCAUACCUUCGUUUUAUUACGUCAUCCUACCAACUUUUAAUUUUUCCCCAGGCUUAACUUCAUCUGAAGAUAGAAAAGUGGGAACCACCAACCUCCACUUGGAUGUCUCUGAUGCUGUCAAUGUCAUGGUUUAUGUUGGCAUUCCUCAAAGAGAAGGAGACCAGGAACAAGGUCAGUGGAGCUAAAACAGGACCCCUCUUUAUCUGUUAAUUUGGUCUCCUCUUUCCAUCUCAUCUUUGCGCAUACACACAUUUACGAGACAUUUAUUACAUGACAGUGAUUGCCACACACUUUUGAGUAGCAACUAUCAUCGAAACACCGCUACCCCACCAAAAAUGCACAAUAAUGUUCAUAUAUAAAGGCAUUUUGAAUCUGGAUACUCCUGAUUUGUGUGGCAUCAAACAGAAGUAAUUUGAAUUGUCAGGGUCAGUUGUUCCUCUAACUGACCCCUCCUAAACAAUCUGAAGGAAUAUUUUUACAUUUCUGUUAAUUUAGUUGUGCUUGUACUGCUGUAGUUGAUUCAGGCUUGAUUGGCUUAGGCAGGACCCUGAAAAAGACCCUCCAGUGGGUCUCACUCAUUUACAUUGUGACAAAAUUUCUCGUUCACAGAAGCAGAUAUCUCUGGACGCCAAGGUCUGUAGACUUUCAAUUGUAUCACCUCAGUAGCAUGCCCUUCUUCUUGACUAACUCCCCUUUGUCACUGCCCUUCUCAUCCUUGUGUUUAAUAUCUGUGCAGUAGGGGCCAGAGCACUGGGACCCAUCUAUUAGUGGCAUGUGUGGUACAUUUCUGUGUAAACUCCAGCUUCUUUUUAACAACUUCCAUGGAUAACAGAUGAGAUUCAUUUAGUCUCUUUCACUAAAGUUGUCGACUUUCUUCCUCAGAGUAUUUCAGUUUUACAGACACAGUAACUUAAACUUUACACACUAAUGCUGCGUUUGAGUUACCUCGGAAGUCAGAUGUCGGAGCUGAAAAUGACGUCAAACCCGAGUUACCAGCGUUUCAGUUACCAAGUCGGAAAACAAGAUGGCUACGUUUAAGAAAGUAGAUGCCUUGGCCUUGGUAUAUUCAGACAAGGCAAGCGCUAAAAUAACUUUCGUAGCUGUAGCCAUCCUGUUUCCGCCUCAGAUUUUGCUUUUUUCCAACUUGGUAACUGAAACGCUGGUAACUCAGGUGCGACGUCAUUUUCAGCUCUGACACCUGACUUCCGAGGUAACUCGAAUGCAGCAUUAUAGACAGGUCACAUAGUUGUGUAUAAUAACUGCACUGGUAGCAUCUUUUAGUCCUUUAAGCUUUUGGAAACAGUGCUCUGGUCUUCACAUGGAGGGAGGAAAGUUUGAAUGAAGGGCAUUUAGACUUGGAGUCCCUAUUUCCUCACUUCCUGUCACUUUCCACAGUGACUCUUGAAGUACUCAACAGUAUGACCAUGCUAUCAUCAUACCGUGUUUUUUUCCUCACGUACACACAGUUGAAGGCACACACAGACACAGACCUAUUCUGACAUCACUUCAUUUUUGGUGUUUUCCCUCUAUAACGUCUGUGUUCGUACCUCUGAUGUGGGCUCAGACACAGAAAGACUUUGCCAGCCCAUCACACCUUGGAGAGAUUUACAUGGUGGACAAAGCAUGUCAGAAGCUUUGUAGUCCUAACUGGAACAUGCAGUGUAAUAGAGGAAAUUACACUGCAGUCUAACUAAUUGAACAGUUGGGUAUAGACGGUCAUGUUAGUUGCUGUAAAUAAUCAACCAUAAGUUGUGAAAGUUAACACUGUGUUAGAAAAUGUGAUUGUGUAGUUUGUUUCUCACCCCUGUGGUUCUCAACUGGUUCUUCUCCCUGGGGUCCAAAUUUGUCUUGAAACGUCACUGAAAUCAUAACUAUUCCCUCUGAUUCAUCCAAAUCAGUAUCUUGGUAAUCUUCUUUGUGUUUAAAAAGGGGCUUCAGUCAUUCACUUCAUCCAUCAGAAUUCUUUCAAAAGGUAAAUAAAACUCUGGACUGCUGCGUGGGUGUUAGUUUCUUAAAAGUGAUUGAGUUUGGACAGUAUUUUCUAAGGAGUUUUGGAAAAUCACAGCACCUCAGAAUAAUACUGUCGUAGCCCACAGCCCAGCAGUUCACAUAUAAUGGACUUUUGACCCACUACUGAGCCACCAGUUGAGAACUAUACAUCUGCACAAUUUGUGUCCAACAGAUUUACAUUAAUUCAGUUUGUCAUGUUGUGAAAGAUGCAGAAAUCUCUUGUCUCGGUUUAUAAAGAGUGUGUAAAAGCAGGAUUUGUUUGGACAUGAACACACACAGUGACACUUGAUCCUGGGGCAGCGUUAAGACUGUGAAAAUCUUCCCAGAAUAGUGGCAUUUUUGAUGACCAUUCGGUGCUCUGUAUGUGUGUGCUUUGUGGUUGUGUUUGAUCUACCAGAGGUCAUGACCACUAUUGAGGAAGGUGAUGUGGAUGAAAUGACAAAGAGGAGGGUGUUUGAGGGAGAGGAGAAACCUGGAGCUCUCUGGCACAUCUACGCUGCCAAGGACGCUGAGAAAAUCAGAGAACUUCUCCGCAAGGUCAGCAGCUUUUUGCUAUAAGUAUUCAAAAAAGCACCUAAUCUCUGGGGCUGCAGCGCCAUAGGCUGUUCUUGUUUCAAACUUAAAACUUAAGAUCUUUGCCUUUUUUUGUGAGGUGGGAGAGGAGCAGGGUCAAGAAAACCCUCCAGACCAUGACCCCAUUCAUGACCAGAGCUGGUACCUGGAUCAGGCACUCCGUCGGAGGCUGUACGAAGAAUACGGCGUCCAGGGUUGGGCAAUUGUACAGUUCUUAGGAGAUGCCGUUUUUAUCCCAGCUGGAGCUCCGCAUCAGGUAAAUAUCACAUUCAAGUUUGUGAUGUUGUUCCGAAUAUAAGUACCACUAAGAUUCACUCACAUAGAUAAUCUCUGAUUUAGGAGUGCUGUCUUUAAUUUUCCAAGACUAACCACUGUUUGCCUCAUUGUAAACAUAAAGUAUUCACAACACUUGUCUAAAGACAGCGACCCACAAAGGGAGAAGUCAUAUAUUAUAGAACUUCUAUUGGUGUACUCAGUAUAAGCAUUCAUUGCACACUUCUCGUCUAAUCACAUUACUUGGUCUGAACUAAUAAAAGUAUAAUGAUAUAUUUCAUAAAUGUCUCAAGAUUUAAGAGACUUACUUAUACUUUUUUCCUUCAUCAACACAUUUAUCAAAUCUCCCUCAGGUGCACAACCUGUACAGCUGUAUCAAGGUGGCAGAGGACUUUGUGUCUCCUGAGCAUGUCAGGCACUGUUUCAGAUUGACCCAGGAGUUCAGACAUCUGUCCACUACUCAUACAAACCAUGAAGACAAGCUACAGGUUGGUUUGCUUUUCUCCUAUGAAUUUUCAGCAUCGAAGGAUAUUGAUUAAGUGUUACUUCUAAUCCAAAAUAAGUCAUAUUUGUGCUUGUUGUAAUAACCUGCUGAGGAGUCUUUAUACCGACCAAGUUUAGUGGCUGCUGAUUAUUUCUGUAUAUAAUCACUACCAUAAUCUACUGACAUGUGAUUAUGUAUUAAGGCAUCGUAAUUUUUUUUUUCUCUAGGUGAAGAACAUCAUCUAUCACGCAGUGAAGGACGCUGUUGGGACCCUGAAGGCCCACGAACCCAAACUAGCACGUCCUUAG